This is a messenger RNA of Trichosurus vulpecula (common brushtail), 3602 nucleotides long. RefSeq names its product cyclin B2 (gene CCNB2). NCBI's taxonomy places the organism in Eukaryota, Metazoa, Chordata, Mammalia, Diprotodontia, Phalangeridae. The coding region runs from base 490 to 1698 and encodes 402 amino acids. The record is from RefSeq and is a predicted model, not a curated record. Gene Ontology annotation, cellular component: nucleus; cytoplasm; cyclin-dependent protein kinase holoenzyme complex. The transcript is spliced from 9 exons. Gene Ontology annotation, biological process: mitotic cell cycle phase transition; regulation of cyclin-dependent protein serine/threonine kinase activity. Gene Ontology annotation, molecular function: cyclin-dependent protein serine/threonine kinase regulator activity.
CCGCGGUCCUAGCUUCCGCCCGAUCUGGUAGAAACAACGGCAGAUGUCAUCAGCCCUUGCUUUUUAUACGAAGGGAAGGAAAGCUUUCCAGUAUCCCAUUUCCGUCGUUCGAUUCAGAUCCGUUAUGUUUCUAUUUCCUCUUGGUCACUUUUUUAUUUAAAAAAUAUAUUUUCCUUUUGCUUAAAAAAACUCCCACAUAUAUGCAGGAAAACAACUUCCAAUUGCUAUGACAGACCAACGGGUUCCCGGAAACAGCCAAUCAACGUAUAAUGGGGGGAGGUGUGUCUGAUCAGCCCGCCCAAUCAGAAGAGCGCACCGCCAGGGGGACGGGCCAAUGAGAGUGCGGGUGGUGCGGUAUUUGAAUUCCGGCCGUAGGGCUGAGAGUCGGCGGCGGCGUGAUCCGGGGACCAGGUACUGCUUGUGGGUCGUGUCGCUUCUUUGUGUCUCGCCUAUACGCUGCGGGCCCUGCUCUGGCCUGUUCCGGGCCCCAUGGCGCUGUUCCGACGCCACGCGGUGUCUAAUGGUUUGGAGGAUGUUAACAAAGGAAUUAAUUCAAAAGCCACAAUGCAAGUUGCUGUUAGAAGAACUGCUCUUGAAGAAAUUGGAAAUAAAGUUACAACCAGAGGAGCACAAGUAGCUAAGAAAGCUGAGAAAAACAAAGUGCUUGUGAAAAAAACCAAGGCCACAAAUGUUGUAAGAGAAGUAAAGCCUACAGCUACUGUGAAGCCAGUGCCAGUGCCAGGGCCAAAGGAAAUUCUGGCUCCAAAGAGUCUGUCUCCAACCCCUAUGGAUGUUUCUAUGAAGGAAGAAGAACUGUGCCAGGCUUUCUCUAAUGCACUGUUAUGCAAGAUAGAGGACAUUGAUGAUGAAGAUUGGGAGAAUCCUCAGCUUUGCAGUGACUAUGUUAAGGAUAUUUACCAGUAUCUGAGACAACUUGAGGUUCAGCAAUCUAUAAACCCACAUUUCUUAGAUGGAAAAGACAUCAAUGGGCGUAUGCGUGCGAUCCUGGUUGAUUGGUUGGUACAAGUCCACUCCAAAUUUCGCCUUCUGCAGGAAACUCUUUAUAUGUGUAUUGCAAUCAUGGAUCGCUUCUUACAAGUUCAACCAGUCUCUCGGAAGAAGCUUCAAUUGGUUGGAGUUACAGCGCUGCUUUUGGCUUCCAAAUAUGAGGAGAUAUUCUCUCCAAAUGUUGAAGACUUUGUUUACAUCACAGACAAUGCAUAUACCAGCUCUCAAAUUCGAGAAAUGGAAAUUUUGAUUCUGAAAGAAUUGAAGUUUGAAUUGGGUCGACCCCUUCCACUUCACUUUUUAAGAAGAGCAUCAAAAGCUGGUGAGGCAGAUGCUGAACAGCAUACAUUAGCCAAAUACUUAAUGGAGCUGACAAUUGUUGACUACGAUAUGGUGCAUUAUCAUCCUUCUGAGAUAGCUGCUGCUGCUUCUUGCUUGUCUCAAAAGGUUUUAGAUCAAGGGAAAUGGAGCCUAAAGCAACAGUAUUAUACUGGUUAUUCAGAGAAUGAUGUGUUGGAAGUGAUGCAGCACAUGGCCAAGAACAUAGUAAAAGUGAAUGAAAACUUGACAAAGUUUAUUGCCGUCAAGAAUAAGUAUGCAAGUAGCAAACUCAUGAAGAUCAGCACCAUUCCUCAGCUAAAUUCAAAAACUGUCCAAGACCUCGCGUCGCCUUUAUUGGGAAGGUCAUGAGACGGCUGGACCCAAGUUGGAAGACUCCUCAGUCCGCACACUAUUGUAUCUCAGCAUUCAUUUGGCACACCCGCUUUUGUACAUAGUCUUUCAACCUGCUUUGUGGAACCUUUUUAUUUUGUUUUCUCAGUGUAUAUUGAGGAAAAAUAAAACCAUAAUUUUCCUUAAGGAAACUUGUGUAUAUUUUCCCUCAGAAUUUUAAUGCUCAAUUACUGUAAACUUGUUUUGAUUUGGUGUUGUUAUACAUGGCAAUUAAGUACUAUGCUUUCUUUUACUUAACUGUGAUAUAGCCCUUCCUUUUCUUCUCCCCCAAACCACUGAAUUUCAAAACCUUUUGAAUAGGAGGUUCGAAUUUUUAAAAUUGUAUGUGAACAGAUUUUUGGCAUAGCCAGUUGAUGAGUUCAAGAUGGAAUAAGCAGGAGGAUUUCUGUUAGACAUGCUUAAGUUUAAGCUUCUGGUUUUACAUAUAGAGAUGGGUGGUGUAAGGGAGUGAUUAGGGGGAAAGUGUCCGGGCAGCUUUUUGGGGUGAGUUAAGAAUGGAUAGCCCUGGCUCUUUUAUGUUCCUCUCAUGUUUGGAUAGCGAGCAGACAUAGCAGUUACUGUGAUAGGGGUAUUAUUUUCUUCUCGCCUAAAGGGAAGUGUAUUCCUAGCACAUUUCAGAUUUGGAACUUAGAAUAAUGUUUCUCAGUAAUAUUUCUUAAAAAACUUUUUAUAUACUAACCAUUAUUUAAUUAUAUUUUUUUCUGUAGGAACACUUUCUGAGCUCCAAAUAACUACUUAAUAUGAGCUUUUGAAAUGUAAUCUAUAGGUUUUGGACUUUCUAUACCAUGGCAAUGUGAUUAUACGAACACGAGCCACAAAUAUGAAUGGGAAAAAUCAUCCUGUGUGCUGAGAAUGGAUUUCCAAUAAUUUUAAGAAAGAGUCCUUAUUUUAAUCGCAAAAUUAAGAUUCCCUGCUUAGUCCUUGAAUCAAAAAGGGGGAUAUUUCUGCUUGUGAAGAUAAGGGUUAUCAUAGUUCUGAUUCAGACAUGCUUUCCAGUGCUGUUUCUACUUUAUGCAGAUCAGAAUCAUUUGAACUUUCAGCUGCAAGUUGAUGAGGGUUCAGCUGAUGUGAGUAUCAUUUGUAAAUAGUUUUUGGAGACUUAAAAAUCUGAAAUGCUACCCCUCUCUGUGAGUAGGUAAGAAAUUACCAUAGCAACCUUCCUUUUGCCAAGUCAAAAUGUAUGUGAUCAUGAAAUGUAUUUAAUUUUCAAGGGUCUUUCCUUUAAUCAAAGCAAGAUUAUUUGCCUAAGCAUGAUACUGCUCUCCAUGUUGUAGUGAUCAAUUUUGUGGGCGAACUGUCAAAUGGGAUAUAUUUUAAAGGUUAUUCCAUAGCACUUUUCACAUAGUAUUACUUAGCCUGCCUCAGGACUUAGUUUUGGGAUAUAGUAAUAAAAAGUCACUUAAUAGUAUUAUUAAUUAAUUAACAGUAUAUUGCGAGGCAAUGUACCUAAAAUGUAAUCAAUGUAAAUAAAUUAUAAACUUGGAAACAACCUAGGUUGUUAAAGUAUAUUUAAAUGGUGGGGUGUUAUGAUGAAAAGUACAAACAGAAUGGUGAUGGUCUACAUGGAAUCUAGAAAAAGGAGGGUAGAAAUCCAUCUCUAGCAUGGUCCAGGGCAGGAUCAGACAACUAAUCUAGGUUGUUCGAAGAACAAAUACCCUGAAGAUGAAAAGGCUGCCUCACUGGGCUCUCUCAUUUUGAUGAAAAUACCUCUUAGGACUAUUCAACUUCCUUCAUUCUGGCUUUCCGUUCACCAAGCAACCUUCUGAUCUGUAAUUUGGUUUCUCUAGUACACUUUUCUGCCAGGAAGGGUAUAUUGUACCAGUGAUCCCCUCUGUAAAUCAAUAAAUUUCCAUUCUGCUUUA